ACACAUCCUCAAACAAACAAUCUUUUACUAUUCUUAGCAAAAUCAAAAUUAAAAAAAAAGUCAGACAUGCAGAAGUCAAACAAGAGGAUCAAGCAAGAGCAAAUCAACACCAUCGCCGCCGCAUGCCUUUCCAUGUCUGCGCCGCCGCCGCAUCCUCCUCUGCCCCGCCUCUCUAAUGCCGAAGAAGCGUCGGUGAUGGUCUCAGCCUUGAAGAAUAUUAUUACCGGAGAAGCUUCCCUCGCCGCCGCCAACGACUUCAGAUUCCUGUCUGAAGAUGUUCUCUCUGUUUCCGCCGACAUGGAAACGUGCAGAUUCUGCAGGAUUAAAGGGUGCUUGGGGUGUAAUUUGUUCAACGAGGAGAAGAAGAAAGCGGUGGCGCCGGCGAAGAAGAGGAAGAAGAAGAAUUACAGAGGCGUGCGGCAGCGGCCGUGGGGGAAGUGGGCGGCGGAGAUACGCGACCCGAGGAAGGCGGCGCGCGUCUGGCUGGGGACGUUCGAGACGGCCGAGGACGCGGCGCGGGCCUACGACAGGGCGGCAAUCGAGUUCCGCGGGCCUCGGGCCAAGCUCAAUUUCGCCUUCUCCGACUACACCGAGGCCCCUAGAGGAGGCGCAGUGGAAGCGCCUCCGAAGAAAAUGGGUACAGAGGGGAACGGUGGAAUGUGGGAAAUUGGAUCGAGCAGCAAAAAACAGAGUAAUAUUUGGGAUCUGACGAUUGGGGAAGAAGAUAUGGAGGAGUGGAUGAGGAUGAUGGAUUUCAACACCGGAGAUUCCUCGGAUUCUGCUAAUGGCGGGAAUGUUCAAAGCUUGUAAUACUACUCCCUAUUCAAUAUUGAGAUACUAGUUGUUACUUAAUUUAAAUUUUUUAGAUAA
This is a messenger RNA of Salvia hispanica, 870 nucleotides long. Its product is annotated as ethylene-responsive transcription factor ERF109-like. Lineage: Eukaryota; Viridiplantae; Streptophyta; Magnoliopsida; Lamiales; Lamiaceae. The record is from RefSeq and is a predicted model, not a curated record. Gene Ontology annotation, molecular function: DNA-binding transcription factor activity; DNA binding. Gene Ontology annotation, biological process: regulation of DNA-templated transcription; ethylene-activated signaling pathway.